Molecule: messenger RNA, 1371 nt
Organism: Coffea eugenioides
Lineage: Eukaryota; Viridiplantae; Streptophyta; Magnoliopsida; Gentianales; Rubiaceae
Product: homeobox-leucine zipper protein ATHB-16-like
Exons: 3
Coding region: 309-1226 (305 amino acids)
Biological process (GO): positive regulation of DNA-templated transcription
Cellular component (GO): nucleus
Molecular function (GO): sequence-specific DNA binding; DNA-binding transcription factor activity, RNA polymerase II-specific
Source: RefSeq, a predicted model, not a curated record
GCAUAUCAAAAUGUCUCACCCUUUUCCUCUGUUCUAUUGGGAUUGAUUGGCUAAUCACGGACACCAAUUUCUUCACUUAAUUUAUAGCCCCUCUUGACCUAUGUCCAUACCUUAGAAAAUCAGCUCUCAGUCCAGAAGCCUUCUAAGAAUACUCAGGAAGAUGCAUCAAUUUAUAUCAUGUACAUGUGAACUAUGAAGUUGACAAUUCUGAGUUAGUCCUGCAUUCUGAGUGCAUUCCUUGGAGAACCACAAGGAAGAAGCGUGGUUUUAUUCGUACUCUUUAUUGAAGAUUAUCACUGACAGCAGCUAUGAACAGGUUCAAUUACUUUGAUUCUUCAGAGAACAAUACAAGGGAAAAUGUGGGCUACAGCAAUGAGUUCCAGGCAAUGCUAGAUGGUUUAGAUGAUGAAGACAGCAUAGAAGAAUACAACUGCAGCAAUGGGAAGAAAAAGAGAUUAAGAAUUGAUCAAGUCCAAGCACUCGAGAGGAUUUUUGAGGUUGAUAACAAGCUUGACCCUGAGCGAAAAAUAAAAUUAGCCCAAGAAUUAGGCCUCCAACCACGACAAGUUGCAAUCUGGUUCCAAAACCGCCGCGCCCGAUGGAAGACUAAGCAACUGGAGAGGGAUUAUCACCUUCUUAAGGCCAAUUAUGAAGCCCUUCAACUCAAUUAUAGUAAAGUUGAACAAGAGAAAGAAGGUUUAGUUGCCGAGUUAAGGGGCCUAAGGGAAAAAUUGGGAGAGGAUAAUACAGAAACCAAUCAUUCAAUUGAAAAGGUGGCAACUUUACAGAGUUCCCCAAAAAUGGCCUCAGAAAAGUGUAAUGAUUCUAGUGAAUUUGGGCCAACACAUGCAAAUCAUGAAGUCUACACAAACUUGCACUUGUCAUCUGAGACUAAAAGGAUUCUUGAUUUGAAAGAUGGCUUAUCAGACAGUGACUCAAGUGGAGUCUUGAAUGAAGAUAGCAACAAUCUGAAUGUGCAGCCACUGGUAUCAAAAUUAAGUUCAUGCAACCCUACAUUCAAUGGAUUGGAUCAGUAUGCUUUCUCUCUAUCUGCCCCAGUUUACCAUCCUCAUUUGUUGGAUUCAAGGGUGAAGGAUUACCAGCAGCAAUUUAUGAAAAUGCAAGACCAAAAUCAUUCAAGUUAUGCAGAUGACUCGUGCAACAUCUUUUCAGUUGAUCAAGCACCACCCCUUUAUUGGUACUUCUCUGAUCCAAGAAACCAAUGAUCUUGAUUACCAUCCACCUAAAAGUUUGAAGUAUUAAGAAGCCAAGGAAAGAAUUUUGUAGUGUAAAAGCUUACUUGUCUUUUGCAUCAUCAAUGUAAUAGUAUAUAUACUGUAUUCGACACGAAAGAAUUUUAUUUCUGAACAA